GCCAUCUAAAUGAACUUUUAACUCUCUGUGAUGGUAAUAAAAAGAAAGAAAAAAACUUCUUUUCUGCAUGAUAUCACAGCACAUUACCUGAUUAUGUUUUAUUGUCUAACAGCUCAAAGACAAAUAGGAGAAACUUCUCUGAAUGGCAUGAGCUCUAGAUCUCAUCAGAUUCUGCGCUUGGUAUGUACAGUUUGUCUUUUACCAUUAGUAUUUUCUGCAAUGUUUGGAAACAAAAAAUCGCAAAGGAAGAAAUGGGCACAUCCCAUUUAGAGACUCCAAGCUAACACGAAUACUGCAAAACUCUUUAGGAGGGAAUGCAAGAACAGCCAUCAUCUGUACGAUGAGCCCUGCACGCAGCCAUGUUGAGCAGUCCAGAAACACUCUCUUGUUUGCCACCUGUGCCAAACAGGUUGCAACCAAAGCUCAAGUCAACGUGGUGAUGUCCGAUAAAGCAUUGGUUAGACAACUCCAGAAGGAAUUGGCAAGACUUGAAAAUGAACUCAAGGCGCUGAAAUCGCGUUCUGUGGAUGAAAAAUCUGCUUUGGUGCUCAAGGAGAAAGAAGAUGUCAUUGAAAAGAUGAACAAAGAAAUGAGGGAGUUGAUGAUGCAGCGGGACAUAGCUCAAUCUCGGAUGCAAAAUUUGCUUCAUUCAAGAACAUCAUGGGAUGAGAUAAGUUACCAAUCAGAAACCCCUGAAGAUCACACAGAUGCAUCCGAAGCCUCAGAAACUCCUCUCCAUCAUCAUCAUCAUCAUAUAGCAGAGGCUUCUGCAUCAUCUAGAUUUGACGAUGCUGUCGUUGAUGAGGCAGCCAUUGAUGAAGACCAGUUUCUCUCCAAUGAUACCUCUCCCAGACUCUUCAUCCACAAGUUUUUCGGGCCCGACCCGUGCCAGGACUUGCUCCAAGCUCAUCCUGCUCAUAGAUCUGACAGUAGUUUUGCUUCUGAUAGCUGCAAGGAAGUUCAAUGCAUAGAAAUGGGCGACGACUCUCGAAUUGCAGCCGCGAAAGUGGAUCUGGGCGGUUAUUAUCCGGUCGAUUUUGACGAGAUCGCAAUUUCUGCGGAAUCUAAGAAAUUUGCGGCCCAUGAUAAUGAAGACUUCUUGGAUGUGAUUGUAAAGGAGCACAAGUUCAAGAUCUCGAUGGACGAAGAUGACGGCGGCGUCACAGUUCACGAAGCCGUUGAAGCUAUGCCGGAAAAACAGUUCCGGCGCGGGAGUGAAGAUUCCAAAGAAGUUGGCGAUGGCGAUUUGGAACACAGAGAUGACGAGUCGGAGUGGCCGCAGGAGUUCGAGAAGAAGAGAGGAGAGAUCAUUGAGCUUUGGGAUGCGUGCCAUGUGCCAUUGGUGCACAGAACAUAUUUCUUCCUUCUCUUCAAAGGAGACCCGUCGGACGCCGUCUACAUGGAGGUCGAGCUCCGACGCUUACACUUUCUCAAGAACUCGUGGUCUCAGGGAGAAAAAAUUCCAAAAGAUGGCCAGAAUUUAACAGAGGCAGCAAGCAUCAAAAGCAUGAAGCGAGAAAGAGAGAUGUUGUGCAAGCAGAUGCUAAAGAUAUUCAGUGCAAACGAGAGGAACAAACUGUUCCGAGAAUGGGGGAUCAGGCUGAACACGAAGCAGAGGAGGCUACAGCUAUGCGACAAGCUAUGGAAAGACAACACAGACAAGGAGCAUCUGAAUCGAAGCGCGUCGCUCGUUGCCAAGCUGGUCGGGAUCGCGGAGACCAAUGAUGCUUCUAAGGCUAUGUUUGGGCUCAACUUUGCGCCACAGCCGAUGAAUCACCUCAGCUCCUAUACCUGGGCUGCCCCACGAAUGCCUUUCAUGGCACGAUAAAUAAAUCAACGACGAUACUACACACGUGUAUAAGUUUAUCUUUUUACCGCCCUAAAAUAUGUCAUUUUCGACUUCUUUCUUAGAAUUCUAGUCAUCAUUGCUAAGUAUUUUAAUUUUCUUCUCCUUCAUUUUUUUUGGGUCGUUUUGGAGUGCCAACAAAAUUUGCGCAUAUAUCUGGUGUGUUUAUAAACUGUGUAUUUAGCCAAUCAACUGUUAACAUAUAA
This is a messenger RNA of Cuscuta campestris, 2052 nucleotides long. Lineage: Eukaryota; Viridiplantae; Streptophyta; Magnoliopsida; Solanales; Convolvulaceae. The record is from the annotation of a GenBank genome assembly.